GGGAUCGGGAUACAACAGGAAAAAUAAUAGGACGCCAUCUAUGCGCGCUAAAAUGUUUACUGUGAAAAUGAAAACAAAUGAGGAAAAUUGACUUGUAAAUGAUUGCAUGCAGGAUAUAUUUCAUCGAAUAGUGUAAUUGAACAAUUAAACAAUGGCGGGAUACCUUAAGUACAUCGAAGUAGACAAUUUUAAGUCCUACAUUGGACAACAAAGAAUUGGACCCUUCGAUCGCUUUACUGCAAUUAUUGGACCAAAUGGAUCUGGUAAAUCUAACUUGAUGGAUGCCAUCAGCUUCGUACUUGGAGAGAAGACAUCUAAUUUGAGAGUCAAGAGAAUGAGUGAUUUGAUUCACGGGGCUCCCGUGGGGAAACCAGCAGCCAACAAAGCCUCAGUGACUGCUGUGUACGUGAACUCGGCAAACGGAGAUGAAACACACUUCACUCGGGUCAUCCAUGGUUCUUCAUCAGACCAUAAAAUCAAUGGAAAGACAGUGUCUGCCCAAGACUACGCCAAUGGUCUGGAAAAGAUAGGCGUUCUUGUCAAGUCCAAGAACUUUCUGGUGUUCCAAGGCACAGUGGAAAGUAUAGCUAUGAAGAACGCAAAAGAAAGAAUGGUCAUGUUUGAAGAAAUUAGCAGAUCUGGUGAACUUAAGGAGGAGUAUGACAAAGCUAAAGCAGAGAUGAACAAAGCGGAGGAGGAUACUCAGUUUAAUUAUCACAAGAAGAAAGGUAUUGCUGCCGAAAGGAAGGAAGCUAAAAUGGAAAAAGAUGAGGCAGAGAGAUAUCAGCGACUGAAAGAGCAAAUGGCAGAAAAACAGCUGGAAUUGCAGUUGUUUAAACUCUUCCACAAUGAAGCUGAGAUUGACGAACUGGCGGAUGAACUGCAGAAGAAAACUGCUCAAAGUGAACGGGAAAACAGAAAAAGAGAAAGGAUCGAGGACGAAAUUAAGGAAAAGAAGAAGGAACAAGGAAAGGCUGCCCGAGAGUUGACGAAAGUUGAGCAGUCUAUAAAGGAAUCGGAAGUGGAACUGAACAAGAAGCGACCAUUGUACAUAAAAGCCAAAGAAAAGACUUCCCACAUGAUCAAGAAACUGGAUGCUGCCAAAAAAUCACUAAAGCAAUCAAAAAAGAGCCACGAGAACCAUGAAACAGAGAUUCAAGAGAUGGAGAAAGAACUAGAGGAGGUAGAGAAAAAACAGCAGGAGUUUGAGAACCAGAUCGAGGAGGAGUCUCAGUCCCAAGGAAGGGAUCUGGACUUGGAGGAAAAUCAGCUGCAAGAAUAUCACCGCCUGAAAGAGGAAGCUGGGAAAAAUGCUGCCCGAUACAUGCAGGAAAUGGACUCCAUCACCAGGGAGCAGAAGUCGGACCAGGAUCGCUUUGACACAGAAACUCGCAAGAAGAAUGAACUUAUAGCUAAGAUCAAACAGAAGGAAAAUGAGAUGGAAGAGAACAGAAAGAGAGUGGAAAAACUGGAUGAUUACGUCAGGACCAGUGAAACAGCUGUUUCAGACUUGAAGAGGUCGGAGGGCGAGUUGUCUGAGCAGGUGGAGAUGGCAAAUGUCAGAAUUAAUGAGAUUAACGAUGAAUUGGCCUCCAUCAUGGAUCAGCUGGGAGAGGCGAAGGUGGACAAACAUGAAUCAUCUAGAGCCAUCAAAAAGAAGGAAUUGCUUGAGAAUCUCAGGAGACUCUUUCCAGGAGUGCAUGGUAGAUUGAUCGACCUUUGUGAACCAAGCCACAAGAAGUAUCAGAUAGCCAUCACUAAGGUGCUGGGUAAGUACAUGGAUGCCAUCGUGUGUGACACAGAGAAGGCUGCCAAGGACUGCAUUCAAUACAUGAAGGACCAGAGAAUCGAACCCGAGACCUUCCUCCCACUAGACUAUCUAGAUGUAAAACCAGUCAAUGAAAAAUUAAGAGAAAUUCGUGAGCCACGGAAUGUGAAAUUGGUUGUUGAUGUGAUUCGCUAUGAUCCACCUUCCAUAAAGAAGGCCCUCCUGUUUGCCUGUGGUAAUGCCUUGGUGUGUGACACAGUAGAGGAUGCGAGACAUGUGGCCUUUGGAACACAUGACAGACAUAAAUCUGUGGCCUUGGAUGGAACAUUAUUUCAGAAAUCUGGAGUCAUUUCUGGGGGUGCUAGCGACUUGAGGGCUAAGGCCAGGCGUUGGGAUGAGAAACAGCUGGGACAGUUGAAAAACAGAAAGGAAAAGUUAUCAGAAGAGCUGAAGGAGUGGGUGAAGAAGAAGAGGAAGGAGUCGGAACUCAGCACAAUGAGGUCGCAGAUGAAGGGAUACGAAACACGACUCAAAUACUCCGUCACCGACCGCGAUAACCUGUUGAACAAGCACCUGACACAGAAUGAGAAAGAUCUGAGUAUGUACAACCAAAUGUUGGAGCAAUAUGAUCCUCGAAUGCAAGAGAUAGAGAAGAGGAUGAUGGAGAGAGGACAGCAGAUGAAGAUUCUGAAGGAGAAAAUGAAUCGCGUGGAAGACGAGGUCUUCCGUGACUUCUGUCUGAUGUUGGGAGUCAGCAACAUCAGACAAUUUGAAGAAAGAGAGUUGAGAUCACAACAAGAGAGAGCCAAGAAAAGACUGGAGUUUGAAAACCAGAAGUUCCGGUUACAGAACCAGAUAGAAUUUGAGAGAUCACGAGACACGAUAGCUAAUGUUAGAAAAUGGGAAGCAUCUGUGAAGAAUGAUGAAAAGGAAUUGGAAAAGGUGAAGAAUGAUGAAUCAAGGCAUAUGAAGAUCAUAGAAGAAGCUAUGGACCAACAAGAAAAAGCCAAGAGACAAAGGUUAACAUUCAAGUCACAGGUGGAUGAUUUUGAAUCGGAAGUAAAUGAGAUUAAAAAGCGAAUGAAUAACCAACAAAAAGAAGUGGCCAAUGCCCAGAAACAAAUCACAAUGGUGGAAACCAAACUGGAGCAAAAACGAGCUGAUAGACACAGUCUGUUGAAAGCCUGCAAGAUGGAUGACAUUCGGUUGCCAAUGAAGUCAGGUACGAUGGAGGAUAUUAGUCGUGAGGAUGAGCCUUCCAGUCAGCCGGACGGUGGCAGUCAGUCCACCACAGACACGCCCCUGGACAGCAUGAGUUCUCAGGGACAACGAGCGAUAUACGCCAAGGAGGCUCAGAUCCAGAUAGACUACAGCUCACUGGACGAGGACUAUAAAGAGUUGGAUUCCCAAGAUGAUGUGAAAAAACAAACAGAUGUCAUGACGAAAGCUUUAAGUGAUAUGAAUUCAAAUCUAAAUCGAAUCAAUGCUCCCAAUAUGAAAGCCAUAGAAAAAUUGGAUGGUGUUAGAGAGAGGUUCCAGGAAACAUCUGAGGAGUUUGAAAAUGCCAGGAAGCGUGCCAAGAGGGCCAAACAAGCGUUCGAAAAAAUCCGUAAAGAAAGAUACGACAGAUUCAUGCACUGCUUUGAGCAUGUAUCCACACGGAUUGAUGAAAUUUACAAGGCCUUGGCAAGGAACCAGAGUGCCCAGGCUUUCUUGGGACCGGAAAACCCAGAGGAGCCGUACUUAGAUGGUGUUAAUUACAACUGUGUGGCGCCCGGUAAACGGUUCCGACCCAUGGACAACUUGUCUGGUGGAGAGAAGACUGUGGCAGCUCUAGCGUUACUGUUUUCAAUUCACAGUUACCAGCCUGCCCCAUUCUUUGUGUUAGAUGAGAUUGAUGCUGCUUUAGAUAACACGAAUAUUGGCAAGGUGGCCUCCUACAUCUGCGAGCAAUCCAGAACCUCAUUUCAGUGCAUUGUGAUCUCGUUGAAGGAAGAGUUCUAUAAUAAAUCAGAUGCUCUCAUUGGGAUUUACCCAGAGCAAGGCGACUGUGUGAUUAGCAAUGUACUGACCCUUGACCUAAAACAAUACCCAGAAUCCCAUCAAGAUGAGGACGGAUUUCAAGGGGUCCAUCGAUGAUCUUAACAGCACUGGCUUUUAUAACCCGAAAAGAAAACUCCGCAAAUUUUUAUAAGAUUUAGUACUGGCAGCAGUGUGUGGAGAGCUUUUUGUAAGGUUACAUAUUGAAUUCAAACAUGUAUUUUCAUGGAUAUUUAUAUGAAAGUUCACUGUUGUAAAUCUGGUGCAAGUUGUGUGAUGAAAGAACAUUUUACCAUUUGAAAAUAUUGUAAAUCUUCAUUUUAUGUUGUACACCAACUUUUAGUAAAAUAAUUAGACAGUUCGACCCAUGAUCUGAGAAGUUUAUCAUAUAUUACAUUUUAGACUUGUUUUAAAUAUGUUGUGAUAUAUAUUGUAAAAUAAAUAGUAGUCAUGACAUUCAUUAA
This is a messenger RNA of Ostrea edulis (European flat oyster), 4272 nucleotides long. Its product is annotated as structural maintenance of chromosomes protein 1A-like. The coding region runs from base 152 to 3907 and encodes 1251 amino acids. The transcript is spliced from 27 exons. Gene Ontology annotation, cellular component: nucleus; cohesin complex; chromosome. Gene Ontology annotation, biological process: sister chromatid cohesion. Lineage: Eukaryota; Metazoa; Mollusca; Bivalvia; Ostreida; Ostreidae. The record is from RefSeq and is a predicted model, not a curated record. Gene Ontology annotation, molecular function: DNA binding; protein binding; ATP binding.